Bactrocera neohumeralis is the source of this 307-nucleotide messenger RNA. RefSeq lists its product as uncharacterized. The coding region runs from base 1 to 276 and encodes 91 amino acids. The transcript has a single exon. The record is from RefSeq and is a predicted model, not a curated record. NCBI's taxonomy places the organism in Eukaryota, Metazoa, Arthropoda, Insecta, Diptera, Tephritidae.
AUGCAAAAACCUUCUAUUCCGCCCUACAAAUCGUCACCUGAAAUACAAGAAAGAAUACAACAGUUGCAAAAACAAACCCAACAAGAGAGUGGACAACGUCGUCGUACAGCAGUGCUGCCAAAACGCACUUGGAUUCAACGUAAUCCACGGCUUUUUCAAAUAACCUUUAUCACCACCUCAUUGUUGGUACUAUUUUCAAAGCCUUUGUACGACGCCUUCAUUGCCGUUCCCGUACCGCCACCAAAAGGUGGACCACCACCAGGUCAUAGACGUUAAGUAAGCAACUAAAGUGCAGUAAAACUCGAAA